Molecule: messenger RNA, 966 nt
Organism: Aspergillus affinis
Lineage: Eukaryota; Fungi; Ascomycota; Eurotiomycetes; Eurotiales; Aspergillaceae
Product: N-acyl homoserine lactonase family protein
Exons: 3
Coding region: 1-966 (321 amino acids)
Source: RefSeq, a predicted model, not a curated record
AUGCAUCUGCGCUUCCAGUUUACUAUCCAAGCAUCCUGUACUUCCCUUCAAAUCCGUGACGGAAACGAGAAAAUAAAUUUCUUUACUCCCGAUUCGCGGACAUUUGGUAAAGAGAGCAUGUCGCCUGCUUCACCUCUGCCGGCCGGCUCCAAGCUCUGGGAAUACAAGCUACUUGACCUAGGCACCCUCGACAUCGAUGCCUCAUACGUUCUUUCCGGCGCCAACGUCCCGUCCAGUGGCCGGCCAACUCAGGUUCACGAGAGCCGGCCAUGUCUGAUGAUCGCGGCGCUGCUCUACCAUCCAAGCACGGGCCUCAUCUUGUUUGACACUGGGUCCUGUGAAGAUAUUAUUCAGUCGUGGGAUCGGGAAUUCUUAGAAUGUGCACCUCGCUUGUGGGAGAAGGGAAUCCACUCCCUUCCGGCCGCAAUCAAAGCCACCGGGGCCGGAGAGAUCACGGACGUCAAGGCCGUUGUGAUGAGCCAUCUGCAUCUUGAUCAUGCUGGAGGACUGGAGCAUUUCUUCCAAACAGAUGUGGAGAUUUGGUGCCACGAGACAGAACUCAAGAACGCUUUCUGGGCCUCCGCAACAGGCACUGACAGCGGACUUUUUCGACCGGAUUACCUGCGCGCUGACAUCUUGAAUUGGAAGACGGUGGCAGAGGAGGUCGUGGAGCCGUGGCCCGGGGUCGUUCUGCACCGGUGUCCGGGACAUACCGAAGGGCUGCUGGUGGUUGAGCUGGCCCUGCCGGUUUCUGGCACGGUGGUGCUGACAGGAGAUCUCUUCCAUGUGAAGGAGAACUACGAGGAUGGGAAACCUCAGGGGUUUCUGAUGAGGGAUUACAAUGUGUGGCACCGAAGUAGAGAUUACGUGCACAGGUUGGUGCAACGCACUAAUGCUAGGGUUUGCUUGGGUCAUGAGAAGAGCUACUUUGACCGAUUCCCGGAAGCCCCUGGAUUCCUGGAAUAA